Messenger RNA from Brassica oleracea var. oleracea, 1096 nucleotides. Its product is annotated as chloroplast processing peptidase. Lineage: Eukaryota; Viridiplantae; Streptophyta; Magnoliopsida; Brassicales; Brassicaceae. The transcript has 5 exons. Gene Ontology annotation, biological process: thylakoid membrane organization. Gene Ontology annotation, molecular function: serine-type endopeptidase activity. Gene Ontology annotation, cellular component: chloroplast thylakoid membrane. The record is from RefSeq and is a predicted model, not a curated record. Bases 92 to 970 code for a protein of 292 amino acids.
AAGGAGAAGAAGAUGAAGUAACCUCAUAUUAGCACACAAGAAUCAAAAAAGAAGAAGAAAAAAAAAAAUCGAAGAAUUUAUCUCCUCGUUGAUGAGGAUGAUAUCUCUUGACUUCCCCACUCCGUCCCUAUCCCUUCUCACAUCUGAUUCCAAUUCCAGAUUUUUGAAAAACUCUUAUAAUCCAAUUAUUCGUGUCAACUUCACCAAGAAAUCUCAAUCCCUUUCUCUCCCUCGUCUCAAUUUCAGAGAAACACAUUCAAACCGUCGGAAACUGAGCUGCCGUGGAAUCAAAGAUUCUAGCGAGACAACUAAGUCUGCCCCGCGGGUAGACUCCGGCGGAGGAGGCGACGGUGGAGAUAACGGUGACGACGACAGCGAAGUGGAAGGGAAAAACAGACUGUUGCCGGAAUGGUUGGAUUUCACUUCCGACGAUGCCAAGACAGUGUUCUUGGCUAUUACUGUAUCGUUGGCGUUUCGAUAUUUUAUUGCAGAACCAAGAUACAUCCCUUCCUUGUCCAUGUAUCCUACCUUUGAUGUCGGAGACAGAUUAGUUGCAGAGAAGGUGAGUUAUUAUUUCAGGAAGCCUUGUGCAAACGAUAUUGUAAUCUUCAAAAGUCCGCCAGUUCUUCAGGAAGUUGGCUACACUGAUGCUGAUGUUUUCAUUAAACGGAUUGUUGCCAAAGAAGGCGACCUUGUCGAGGUUCAUAAUGGGAAACUAAUGGUUAACGGUGUUCCUCGGAGUGAAAGUUUCAUCUUAGAGCCUCCUGGCUAUGAAAUGACACCCGUUCGGGUACCAGAGAACUCAGUCUUUGUGAUGGGUGACAACCGGAAUAACAGUUAUGAUUCGCACGUCUGGGGACCUCUGCCUUUGAAGAAUAUUAUAGGACGGUCAGUUUUUCGGUAUUGGCCACCAAACAGAGUAAGCGGGACAGUGCUAGAAGGUGGCUGUGCUGUAGACAUACAGCAAUAGAGAGCAUAUUGGAACCCUUUUAUUUAUUUAUUUAAGCAUCUCUUCUUUUGAAACACUUGUGGUGCACAUAGAAACGAUAUCCAUGUACCUUUUUUAUGAAGGAUAAAGAUUGAACACUUGGAAUUA